CUUGAUUUUAUUUAACAGCAGACGCUGGCGCGGGAAUUUUUUAACUUUAGGUUAAUUUUUCAUCAAAUAUUUAGGAAGAUGGGAGACUGGAUUCAUUGCAAUAAUUGUUUCUUACGACCAGGGACGGCUCCUGUUCAGUUUAGACUCACGACGUGUGGCCAUAUCUAUUGUGAUGCCUGUGUUGAGAAUGCAACAAAGACAAAAUGUCAGAUGUGUGGCUCCACCAAUGUUAAUGUUAUUCCACUUUCUGCAAAGAUGGGGCCAGAUGUUCAAAUCUUUUUCACCAACAUUGUUGAAUUAGUGAAGAAAAACACCCAACAGAUAAUACAGGUAUUGGAGUUUCAGAACAGUCACAGAAGAAGAUACCUGUCAUAUCUUGCUGCUCAGUUAAAUAAGCUGAAGGAGUGUAUGGAAAAGGCCCAAAAGCUAUACAAAUACAAUCAAGAACUUGAGAAAGAACUAACAAACUCCAAAGAGGAAAUUGCUUAUUUGAAAAGAGCUAUAAAAGAACAGAAUAUACAGCAACAUAGUCUCAUAGAAAUCAGCUCGAACAAAAAUUCUCCUCAAACUGCCUCCAGAAGUAGCACAACAAUCAUAGGCCCAAAUUAUGUGAAUCCCAAGUAUGGAAUGAGAACUACUCCUCCAUAUCUUGACCGGCAAAACCGAAAUACUCCUCCAUUUGGAUCCAAAAGUUUCCUUGGAAAAACACCUCCAUCAAGUCAAGAACUAAAACGGAUAUCACCAAGGGGUUCACCAGGAGUUCAAGAUUGCUUUGGUAGUUACAUGCAGGUUGGUGUCAGACAAGGAAGAGGAGCUAGUCGGAUUUCUCCAUCUGUGGAUUCUAGAGAAACUCUCAGAAAUUCUCCAUCCCAGAGUCAAAGUUCAACAGAGAUACAAAGAAGUUCUGGUCAUGCAAGAGCAGGAGUUCAAAUCAGACAUUCUCCCAUGGAGCAUUCUGAUAAUCUUGGAAUGUUACGAAAUCAGCACCAAACAACAUCUUCUCAGGAUAAAGAUAAAUUGUCCCCUGCACAAAGUUCACACAGAUCGAUGCCCCAUCCCAUCCCAUUUUGAGCAUGUUGAUGAAGAAUCAGAGAGAUGCAGCUGUGAUUGUUUUUCAUUGUAUCAUUGAAGUGAUGAUUCAAUAAAUGUUAUG
Messenger RNA from Magallana angulata, 1153 nucleotides. RefSeq names its product zip homologous protein 2-like. NCBI's taxonomy places the organism in Eukaryota, Metazoa, Mollusca, Bivalvia, Ostreida, Ostreidae. Gene Ontology annotation, molecular function: SUMO transferase activity. The record is from RefSeq and is a predicted model, not a curated record. Gene Ontology annotation, biological process: reciprocal meiotic recombination; homologous chromosome pairing at meiosis; protein sumoylation. Gene Ontology annotation, cellular component: synaptonemal complex. The coding region runs from base 79 to 1071 and encodes 330 amino acids. The transcript has 19 exons.